Lodderomyces beijingensis is the source of this 837-nucleotide messenger RNA. NCBI's taxonomy places the organism in Eukaryota, Fungi, Ascomycota, Pichiomycetes, Serinales, Debaryomycetaceae. The record is from the annotation of a GenBank genome assembly.
AUGACCGACCAAAUCCAACUCAAUUCCUCAAAGCUAGGAACCAAGGAAUAGUACGUUUGAACAAAUUGAGCCAAAAUCACAAUCAAAACAUCGCAUCACUAACAAUAGGAAAAAAAAAAUUGAAGCUGGAAUGAUUUCUACAGGAGAGAACAGCGGAAUUUCCAAGAUAACGAAGAAGACACGGGAGAAUGCUGGUUCGAUGACUCCGACGCCGAGUCCAAAAUGAUCGAGUUCAUCAUCAACCACAUCAACGAAGGAACGCUCCCCGCGGGCCUCAACCACAAACUGCAACUUCUGUUUGUAGAUUUAGGCACGGGAAACGGCCACUUGUUGUUCCAAAUGCACGAGGACUUUGAGCAAGAUAUUGAGAACCCCGAAAUCAGUUUCAAAUUCCAUGGCAUUGACUAUUCUCCAGACUCAGUUGCGUUCGCCAAGGAUAUCGCGGCUAAAAAAUACGCCGACGCUUCAUUGGACAAGGCCAAUUUCCAAUUCGAUCAAGUGGAUCUCCUAUCUGCCAACGCUGACUUUCUCGACUCGCACAAGUUUGACUUCGUGUUGGAUAAAGGCACGUUGGACGCGAUCGCAUUGAACCAGGACCCCAUCGCUGCGCUCGAUGGGAAAAGAGGCAUGGACGUGUAUGCUAGUCAAGUGGCGAGGAUGAUGCACCCGGACUCGGUUUUCUUGAUCACGUCGUGCAAUUUCACCGAGCUGGAGUUGGUUAUGCUAAUUACGCUGAGCACUGAUCUUAGAGUAUGGUCGAAGGUCGAGUAUCCGAACUUCUCAUUUGGUGGACAAAAAGGUUCAACAGUGGUGAGUAUCGCUUUCGUAAAGAAAUAG